GCAUCCGGGCCCCUAUGGCUACCAGUAGCUGGGGUCCCCGUCUCAGCCAGAGCCCGGUACCCGCUGGGGAGGACGGCAGAUCUCGGGCGUUGCCAGCGGCAUCCCCGCAACCCCCGCGGUCUCGCCAUGAUUUCGCUGUCGUCAUUGUCUGCGCGGUGCCGCUCGAGUACGACGCCGUGUCGCUACUUUUUGACCUCUGGUGGCGGGGACCUUCAGAUCGUGCCUCUGUCUCUUCUUCCACGUCCUCAUCGUCGUCUUCGUACGGGAAGGCUGCCGCUGACACAAACACCUAUGCCUUCGGUCGCAUCGGUCACCACAAUGUCGCUCUCACCUUGCUGCCCGGGAUGGGCAAGGUGAAUGCUGCCGGCGCUGCCAUGGGCAUCAAGGCUAGUUUCCCACAUCUCCAACUGGUCCUGCUCCCGGGGGUAUGCGGAGGGGUCCCGCGCGUCCGCGACAGCAAGCAUGAGAUUUUGCUUGGGGAUGUCCUCAUCUCCGACGGCGUCCUUCAGUAUGAUCUUGGCAGGCAGUAUCCCGAUGGUUUUGUCGCGCGCGCUACCCACAGAGACCGCCUGGCGCGACCAAAUCGCGAGAUCAGAACCUUUUUGAGCACACUGGGUUCACAGCUGGGGAUGGAGAGGCUGCAGGAGACUUCCUGCAAUUUUCUUCGCGAUGUGCAGAGCGCAGCAAAAGCCCGUGGUCGGCGGCCGUGUGUGUAUCCCGGAGCAGCACACGAUAAGCUGUACAGGUCUGACUAUCGACAUCGGCACCACCGUGGAGAUCCGAAUUGUAUAUGCCAUGGCUGGCGACAGUCUUCGGAUCCUGUCUGCGAGGAGGCCUUUGUCUCGCCCUGCACCCUGACGAAUUGCGGCGACGAAGCCCUCGUUCAGCGGCACCGGCUCGAGUUGAGGAAACUCCUCGAAAGUAAAGACGUAUGCGCGGACACUCAGGGGUUUGCCGUUUUCAUGGGUCGCUUCGCGUCGGGAGACACAGUGAUGAAGUCCGCAGAGGACCGCGACCGGAUCGCGGCCGCUGAGCAAGUCAUCGCAUUCGAGAUGGAGGCUGCUGGUCUCUGGGACGAGUUGCAUUGUAUUGUUCUCAAGGGGGUCUGCGACUACGCCGACAGCCACAAGUCGAAGGGGUGGCAAGACUUCGCUGCGGCAACAGCAGCGGCAACGACCAAGGCGAUCCUAGAGCUAUUUCUUCCGACUGACUCGGUCUCGUACGAGUCUAGCGUGGAGAAGUGGGACGUGCGAUCCUCGCCACAGCCGAGCCGUGUUUUGCAUGGCAAGCCUUGUAAGUCCUAA
Messenger RNA from Microdochium trichocladiopsis, 1304 nucleotides. RefSeq names its product nucleoside phosphorylase domain-containing protein. The record is from RefSeq and is a predicted model, not a curated record. The transcript has a single exon. Bases 15 to 1304 code for a protein of 429 amino acids. Gene Ontology annotation, biological process: nucleoside metabolic process. NCBI's taxonomy places the organism in Eukaryota, Fungi, Ascomycota, Sordariomycetes, Xylariales, Microdochiaceae. Gene Ontology annotation, molecular function: catalytic activity.